UCAGCCACAGCCGCGCACCCAAACUCGAUGUGCCCGGAUCAAAUCGUGUGUGUCGCAAGGAAGUUCUAUUAAGCGACCAUGUAUGCUUUACUACUUAAUUACAGAAAACUAGGUGCAUAAAAGGAUUCGGAAAUCUGCCUUAGUAGACUGGCUUGGAUAAUCACCGGUCUCCUCUGUCUCAAAGGGUUCAGUGAGGCCCAGAUUACAACUGCUUGUCCAACUCCAUCGGGAUACAUACUGUAAUCUUAUAGACUCCUUUGACAGUCAUAUUGAGGUGGGUUUGCGUGCCUUUUGUCCAACAUCUCUAGCCUCUUUCUGUUCUCGUAAACUAGCCUAUUCCCCAGCAUGGUCUUCAGAGACAGAGAGGUAACGAUUGUGUCACCCUGCAGUCACUGAUGCGCAUAUCUUACGCGCGGGGUACAUACGCACUCCCUGACAACAGCUCAUUAUAAGCCUUGUUGUGUGAUUCUGAUACACAAUUUGCAAACAAACUUGAGCAAUUGCUUCAAUAUUUUACUUCCGUACGACCUCGAGCAUCAGAAGUCAUGGCCGCCGCAGCAGUGUCUGACCAAACUACCGACCUGAGCAAGCAAUAUGACACUCCCCUCGGCCUCGCUCACUCAACUAUGCAAGUCCUCAAGGACAGAAUCAAGCUCCAUUAUGAUCUUGCAAGUGACUACUAUUUGAGUUUGUGGGGCGAACAUAUCCAUCACGGGUACUGGCCAACACCAGAGUCUGAAGCCACGCAGACAAAGGAGGAAGCUCAAGCCAAUCUCAUUCAGCUCCUUCUCGACAUUUCAAAUCUUCCAUCUAACAGCUCGGUUCUUGAUGUUGGCUGUGGUAUCGGUGGAACUUCGCGGUAUCUCGCUUCCAAACAUGGUAGCUCUGUGACGGGCAUAACCAUCUCAAGCAAACAAGUCGAGAUCGCAAAUCGCCUGACCAAAGCUGCUAUCGAAGACACCUCUUCGUCUGAUGUGUCAGAUGACAAUGGCUUCACCAAACUCGGCGAGGGAAAAGUCAAAUUUCUCGAGCUUGACGCCGAGAAGAUGGGCGACUUCUUCAGCGACCAGCAGGGCACCUUUGAUGCAGCAUGGAUAAGUGAAGCUCUUAGCCAUUUUCCAAACAAGGCGUUAUUCUUUGAGAAUGUGAUGAAAGUACUCAAGCCUGGAGGCAAGUUGGUAUUGGCAGAUUGGUUCAAGGACGAAGAUGUUGACGAUACAACUUUUAUCAAUGAUAUCAAGCCUAUUGAAGAUGGCAUGCUACUCCCACCCCUCUGUACCCAGCAAGGGUACGUCGAUCUCGCGAAGAAGGCCGGGCUUAAAGUCUUGUCUGAGCCAAAGGACAUCAGUCAACAGGUCCGAAAGACAUGGGACAUUACUUGGUCACUUGUGCAGAACCCAUCUCUUUGGGCAUUUGCGUUUACUCAAGGCCGGGACGGUAUUGCUUUCUUGCAGUCAUUUCGCGCAAUGAGACGGGGUUAUGCUAAUGGCUCUUUUCGCUACGCUGUCAUGGUAUUCUAUAAGGAAAUGGUAUGAGGCAUGGGCUGUGAGAAUCAGCGCGAUGUUGCCUCAAAAUCCAAAAAUCGUGACAUCUUAUCCUUGGUAUAUCAUUAAAUUAUUCAGAGGUUUUAUAAGCUGUAAACGGCACUCUCGCAAGUUAUCACAAGUUACCUUAUCAGUG
Molecule: messenger RNA, 1680 nt
Organism: Fusarium odoratissimum NRRL 54006
Lineage: Eukaryota; Fungi; Ascomycota; Sordariomycetes; Hypocreales; Nectriaceae
Exons: 5
Coding region: 546-1535 (329 amino acids)
Biological process (GO): methylation
Molecular function (GO): S-adenosylmethionine-dependent methyltransferase activity
Source: RefSeq, a predicted model, not a curated record